AUGCACGCAGCUCUUCCUAACCUCGCAGACUACGAAGUCUCUGACAAGACAGGCUUCCUGCCCGAACAGCUGCCUCUUGAAAGCCUCACCAACCCCUACUAUGCUCCCUGGGAGCAGGUGGCACAAAACCUUCCUGCUCUGAUUCUCACCCGACGAAUUAGACAGUAUGUAGACACACGAAUGCCCGUGCUGGAGAUUGACCAGCUCAAAACCCCCGAAGAACAGCGACGAGCAUACUCGGUGCUCAGUUUCAUUGCCCACGCUUAUAUCUGGGGCUCGCCUGGAGAUGACCCUCGAGACUACAUUCCUCCUCAGAUCACCGAGCCCUGGGUGGCCAUCUCCGACCUCCUGGAACUGCCCCCUGUUUGCACAUACGCCGGUCUGUGUCUGUGGAACCACAAGACCAUCAUGCCCGUGGCCUCUUCCGACCAGUGGGACCUCGACUCUCUGGCCACUAUCACCACAUACACCGGUUCCUUUGACGAGUCGUGGUUCUACUUGGUCUCCACCACCAUGGAGCGACAGGGAGGCGCUUGCAUCAAAGCCGGUCUGGGCGCUAUCGCUGCUGCCCGAGAAAACGACUUUGCCACUGUUACCUCCAACCUGCAGUACCUCGCUGAGGCCAUCGACGCCAUCAUCACUCUGCUUGGACGUAUGUACGAGAUGUGCGAGCCUCACACCUUCUACCACCGACUGCGACCUUACCUCAGUGGUUCGGAGAACAUGGCAGACCGAGGUCUGCCUCACGGAGUCAAGUAUCAGACUCGAGCUGACCCUGACUCUAAGGAGUACCGGGCCUACGCUGGAGGUUCUAACGCGCAGUCCUCUCUCAUUCAGACUCUCGAUAUUCUUCUGAACGUGGAGCAUCGAGCAACUGGCCAGCGACCCACCUCCAAGAAGGACAACUCUACACGAGAUGCCUCUCCUCCUGCUUCUCAGGCCACUGCUCCCCCCAAGCAGAACAAUUUCAUCCACGAGAUGCGAAAGUACAUGCCCGGUCCCCAUAGACGGUUCCUGGAGCAUUUGCAGCAGGUGGCUGAGAUCCGGGACUUUGUCCUGGCCAAUCAGGCCGAGCACCCCGAGAUCGUUCUUGCCUACGAUGCCUGUCUGGCCAUGCUGCGAUCUUUCCGAGACAAGCACAUCCAGAUUGUGUCCCGAUAUAUCAUUCUGCAAGCAAAGGAGAAGGCCAAGACCGGUAUUGCUCUCACUGCUCCCGCUGGCCCUGAGCGAGGUACUGGAGGAACCGCUCUCAUUCCCUUCCUCAAGCAGGCUAGAGACGAGACUGGAGACCCCGCCGCCUCGUCCUGGGGUAAGCGAAUCUUGUCGGACAACUUCAAGAGCUACCAGCGACCUGCUGGCCGGCCCAAGAAGACCAAGAUCUCCAAGCCCACGGAAAAGAUCCACUCUUCUUCCGAAGACGAGGAUACUCGAGAGAAGAAUGCUGUUCAUCUGCGACAGAAGAUCAAGCACAAGGUCCAGAACCUGGAGGAUAACUCGGAAGAUGAGAAUGUUGGACUGGCUGGAAAUUGGGAGCUUGGAAAGGACGAGGGCAAAAUCAUCCACUGGUAG
Molecule: messenger RNA, 1569 nt
Organism: Yarrowia lipolytica CLIB122
Lineage: Eukaryota; Fungi; Ascomycota; Dipodascomycetes; Dipodascales
Biological process (GO): 'de novo' NAD+ biosynthetic process from L-tryptophan
Cellular component (GO): cytoplasm
Molecular function (GO): heme binding; indoleamine 2,3-dioxygenase activity; metal ion binding
Source: RefSeq, a predicted model, not a curated record